Lasiosphaeria miniovina is the source of this 1053-nucleotide messenger RNA. RefSeq names its product arabinoxylan arabinofuranohydrolase. Gene Ontology annotation, molecular function: alpha-L-arabinofuranosidase activity. Gene Ontology annotation, biological process: L-arabinose metabolic process. The record is from RefSeq and is a predicted model, not a curated record. The coding region runs from base 1 to 1053 and encodes 350 amino acids. NCBI's taxonomy places the organism in Eukaryota, Fungi, Ascomycota, Sordariomycetes, Sordariales, Lasiosphaeriaceae. The transcript has a single exon.
AUGGCUUUUGCAAAAAAUAUCCUCCUCGCCGUGCUGACGCUGGCCACGGCGGCCCGGGCGGCAUGCCCCCUUCCCUCGUCAUACAAGUGGUCGUCGAGCAAUGCACUAGCGAACCCAAAGUCCGGCUGGGUGUCGCUCAAGGACUUCACUGUCGUCCCUUACAACGGCCAGUACAUCGUGUACGGUUCAGACGUCAACACGGCAGGCAGCUACGGGUCUAUGGCCUUCGCUCCGGUAUCUAACUGGUCUGAACUUGCCUCGGCGACCCAGACGGGCAUGAAACAAGCGGCCGUGGCGCCCUUCCUCUUCCACUUCACCCACAAGGACACGUGGGUCCUGGCUUAUGAAUGGGGCGCUGCUGCCUUCAACUACAUGACGUCAAGCGAUCCCACCGAUGCGAACUCGUGGUCCUCGCCGAAGCCGCUCUUUUCCGGAAGCAUUAGCGGUAGCAGCACGGGGCCCAUCGACCAUACACUCAUCAGCGACGGGACAGAUAUGUACCUUUUCUUUGCAGGAGACAACGGCAAGAUCUACCGCUCCAGCAUGCCCGUGGGAAACUUCCCGGCCAGCUUUGGGACCUUGUACACAACCAUCAUGAGCGCAAGCACCAACGAUCUCUUCGAGGCCGUCGAGGUGUACAAGGUUGCCGGCUUUCAACAAUACCUCAUGAUCGUCGAGUGCAUUGGAUCUCGGGGUCGAUACUUCCGUUCCUUCACCGCCACCUCGCUGAGCGGCUCGUGGACUCCGGAUGCUGCAACCGAAAGCAAUCCCUUCGCCGGUGCCGCCAACAGUGGAGCUUCGUGGACCAGCGACAUCAGCCACGGUGACCUGAUCCGCAGCAGUGCCGACGAGUUCAAGACCAUUGAUGCCUGCAACCUGCAGCUCUUUUACCAGGGGAAAGCCAAGGGCUCCUCGGGUACUAGCUACAACCUCAUACCCUGGCGGCCCGGCGUACUGACGCUUGCCAACCCGGCCCCUAAUCAAGGUGGAAGUUCGUCGCCCUCAUCCUUUUCGUCCUCAUCCACCUCGUCCCGUACCACAUUUGCCACUUAG